UAGAUGUAGGACACCGUUGUGACAGACAUUAUUUGUUCUGUUGUAAACAAAAAUUUCGAUGCGUAGCAUCCCACCUUAUCCUUAGUUAUAUCUAUCAUUAUUUCCCUGUAAUCUAAAUAUUGCAAGAAGUUUGUUUGCUUUAGUUAUUAAGUCUUAUAAAUUAGUAUAUUAGAUUGUAUCAAGUUACGCGUUCGAUGUAUUUGUGUUUUCGAAUGAUUCUGCUGUGUUGAGUUCUUUAUUGGAAAGUUUUGAUAAUGGCUGAAGUGAAAGCUUUAGAGCAUCCCACAUUAAAAGUUCCUUAUGAAGUUUUAAAUAAAAAAUUUAGAACUGCUCAAAAAACUGUAGAUCGUGAGGUGUCUCAUGUUCAGAAUGCUGCUUCCGAUUUAGAAAAAGGUCUUCUCAAGAAAUCUCCAACUGUAGGGGAAAUAAACGUUUUACUGAAUGGGGUCGUAGAAAAACUAAAUAUUCUGAAGCGCAAAUUAGUAAGUAGCCAGUCAGAAGGGAGUGUUAGCGAGGAGCUUGAAGCUGCCCAAGUUUGCAAACGGAGAUUGGAUCAUUUAUUAGAGCAUGCCAGUUCUUCAGAAACGGUCGUCGCUCAGUGGAAAAAAAAGAGAUUGGAUCGUAUGCUGGUCGAUCACUUUCUGCGAUGUGGUUACUACAACACAGCUUUGAAAUUAGCCAAGCACUCCAAUAUUGAGGAUUUGACCAAUAUUAAUUUAUUUCUCAUCUCCAAGGAUGUUGAAGAAUCUCUGCUUCGCCAUGAAACAGUCAAUUGUUUGAACUGGUGCUAUGACAACAAAUCAAAACUUAGGAAAUUAAAAAGUUCUUUGGAGUUCAAUUUACGGCAGCAAGAAUUCAUUGAACUGAUUCGUCAAGAUCUUCGAAUUGAAGCCAUAAAGCAUGCCAGGAAAUAUUUUGCUAGUGUUGAAGAAGAUCAGAUGAAAGAGGUUCAGCAUGUUAUGGGAUUAUUAGCUUUUCCACUUUGUACUCAAGUUCAUCCUUAUAAGGAAUACUUUGAUGAAGAUCGCUGGAAUAAGCUCGUUUUGCAGUUCAGACAUGAUAAUUUCAAGCUGUAUCAGCUUAGUAAUAUAUCUGUGUUUUCUGUAUCUCUUCAGGCAGGCUUAUCAGCAUUAAAAACUCCAAUUUGCUAUAAAUCUGAAGGUGAGCGUAAUCCAGAUUGUCCUGUGUGUAGUCCAGCCUUGAAUAAGUUGGCUCAGUCCUUACCCUAUUCUCAUUGUUCUCAGUCACGACUAGUCUGCUAUAUAUCUGGGGAACCACUUAAUGAACACAACCACCCUCUGAUGUUGCCAAAUGGAUAUGUGUAUGGCGAACAAUCGCUGAAACAAAUGGCUGCUGAGAAUGGAGGCAAAGUUACUUGUCCUCGUACAAAAGAAGUCUUUGACUUUAAAGAUGCCGAGAAAAUAUUUGUCAUGUGAUUGAAAUUGUCUAUCUUUUAUAUGCUGUUGUUAUAUGUUCUAUAGUUUUACUCAUUUUUUUUUCUCUUGUUAUGUGUUAGUGCAUUGUUCUUACUAUAGGUAAAAGAAAAAAUUAUUUUAAAAAUAUUUUGUUCUACUAUUUUCAAUAGGUUGACCAUACAAGUUAAAUAAAAUAUACAUAUAAUAACUGUCUGAA
Molecule: messenger RNA, 1632 nt
Organism: Argiope bruennichi
Lineage: Eukaryota; Metazoa; Arthropoda; Arachnida; Araneae; Araneidae
Gene: Kaz
Product: E3 ubiquitin-protein transferase MAEA-like
Exons: 1
Coding region: 255-1436 (393 amino acids)
Biological process (GO): proteasome-mediated ubiquitin-dependent protein catabolic process
Cellular component (GO): cytoplasm; nucleus; GID complex
Molecular function (GO): ubiquitin protein ligase activity; protein binding
Source: RefSeq, a predicted model, not a curated record